Molecule: messenger RNA, 2814 nt
Organism: Sardina pilchardus (European sardine)
Lineage: Eukaryota; Metazoa; Chordata; Actinopteri; Clupeiformes; Clupeidae
Gene: glis1a
Product: zinc finger protein GLIS1
Exons: 9
Coding region: 202-2265 (687 amino acids)
Biological process (GO): regulation of transcription by RNA polymerase II
Cellular component (GO): nucleus
Molecular function (GO): DNA-binding transcription factor activity, RNA polymerase II-specific; RNA polymerase II cis-regulatory region sequence-specific DNA binding
Source: RefSeq, a predicted model, not a curated record
CUCCAGCACCACACCAAACAGCAGCAGAUUCUUUCAAGGUUUUCAGCGAGUAAGAAUAUGUGCAGAUGCUGUGGCGCUUCCUGUUUAAGUGCAUUUGGUCUCCUGCUCAUUCGGAGAGGACAGCAGGAGACUCUCAGGUCCAGCUCACAGACCACACCUUUUAGAGCCUCGGCCAAAUAGAACGCUGUUCCAGGUGUCCUCAUGGGACCAACAAGCCUUGGUCCUUCUGAGGUUCAGCUCAGUCCCUAUGGCCUCCGACAUGGAUUUGGUAUUGAGGAGAACCUCCAUCCCUUUCCAUCUCCCCCAGGAAGCUCGCACCACCUGAGCAACUCGGUUCUCCUGAGCAACAUGUAUUGUUUCCCCACCAUGUCUCCGGUGUCUGUGGCCUCUGUGGACAUGGGCAUGGUCUCCAGCAUCGGCUCCAACCAGAAGGCCACGGCUGCUUGCCUCCAAGUCGGCAAGGAAGGGUCUCGUCCUGUGGUUGGUUGUCCUCAGGUGCAGCUCCCUCAAAGUUCACACAGUCCCAAGGACUGUGUCCAUCCACUGACCUCCUCAAUGUCCCUCACCUCCUCACCUCUGUUCUACUCCUCCUCCUCUUCCUCCUCUUCCUCCUCCUCCUCAUCUUCUCCAACCACCAACCUUUCCCUCUGUUCCUCCUCUGUUCACCUGAGCUCUGCUCCUCUCCCCACACCUCCUCUGUCCAGAGCUGGCCACCAUGACAGCAUCAGAAAUGUCCCUCCACAACAGCAACAUCAGCAGCAGCCGGACCGCCACGGCCCACUGCCCAUCGCUCUCAAGCAGGAGCCGGGCGACGAGUUGUUCCUGCCGUGCAACCAGGCGCUCUUUCACCUGAAGCACGAGGAGGAUCGAGCGCGUCUCCUCCAGGAACGCCACCACCGUCCGGCGCCAUGCGGCACCUUGCCAUCACCAUCUCCACGCAGAGAACACCUCCACUCCCACCAGUGUCCGCCCACGAACCUGAAGGACCACUGCCUCAUGGCCUCCAGGCACUCGUCCCAGGAGCCCCAGGCCCGAGCUGGGCAGCUGGACAGGGGCAGGGAGGUGGGUGAGAUGUGCACGUCCCCCGGAGACGAGCAAGCCUGCCAGUGGCUGGACUGCUGCGCCGCCUACAAGCAGACGGAGGAGCUGGUGAGGCACAUUGAGAAGGUUCACGUGGACCAGCGGAAAGGCGAGGACUUCACCUGCUUCUGGGCCGGCUGCGUCCGUCGCUACAAGCCCUUCAACGCCCGCUACAAGCUCCUGAUCCACAUGAGGGUCCACUCUGGGGAGAAGCCCAACAAGUGCAUGUUUGAGGGCUGCAGUAAGGCGUUCUCUCGCCUGGAGAACCUGAAGAUCCAUCUGCGCAGCCACACCGGGGAGAAGCCUUACCUGUGCCAGCACACCGGCUGCCUCAAGGCCUUCAGCAACUCCAGCGACCGGGCCAAACACCAGCGCACUCACCUGGACACGAAGCCCUAUGCCUGUCAGCUUCCCGGAUGUACCAAGCGUUACACGGACCCCAGCUCCCUGCGCAAGCACAUCAAAGCCCACGCCGUCAAGAUGCAGCAGCUUCGAGACCAGGUGCUGCUGUGCUCUGAGGUAGAGACGGACUGCAUGAGCGAGUGUCUGGCGCUGCACUCUCUCCUGAGCGCUGCUCCCGGUCUGAUGGAGCCCGGCUCCCCCGGGGUGACCGCCACCGCCGCCACCGCCGCUGCUCCGGAUGGGCCCCACUCACAACACUGCCACAGCUCUUUCCCAGGGGCGGAGGGUUACUCUGAAACCAGCAUCAUCCCUUUAUCAGAGGCCUUGGCCACACCCCCAGACCUGUCCCCCAUACCAUGUGACCUCCAGCAGCGUGUUGGGAGCUCUCCUCAGAAGCUAGCCCUCAUGUCCCCGGGGAGGACCCUGCCAAACAGAUUCCACUCGUCGUUGAUGUUCUCAGAAGUAAGCCUGCUUAGAGGCCGAGGGGAACCACUGGCCCAUCCCGACAGGCUGGGGUUGCUGACGGGUCAGUGUGAUCCGAAGCAUGAGGCGCUCUAUCCUGACCUAACAGGAGCAUAUCAUGACUUCCACUCAGGAGAUAUCAGUCUUCUAGACCAUCUGGCCAGUGAAGCCUCUGGAGGUCUGUUUGAGCCCAGUGGCUACUUACUCAACCCUAGCUCAACAGUGCCAUCUACAGGCUUCAGUGGGCAGGAGCACCAAGCCUCGGGCAGCCAUGUUUUCCCCUCUCUCCAGAGGAGAGUGACCCCCCAGAUGUGCCUGUGAGAGGACUGUCCUGUACAGGCAGCGGGGAGCCCUCUGGUGGAACAGAGAGGACGGACAUCAUCGCUCUCUGGGGUAGCGGGAGCAAGAGCGAAACAUGUCUCCGCACUGUGCAGUGAUCUCUCAUGAACCUGCACCCCAAAGACUGGACUGGGCUUCUCCCAUACACUCCUCACAGUGUUUCCAGUGUCUUAUCUUUCCUGCUUGUCUGUCUGUCUGUCUGUCUGUCUGUCUGUCUGUGUGCGUAACUUUCUAUUUAUCACUCACCAUUCGCCGGUCUAUCUCACAAGAAGAUCAUUACUGUUUCUUUUCUUUCUCUCUCCCUGUCAGAGCCAAUGUUUACAUUCUAAGUAGGUAUUAUAAAGUAGGUUCAUGCUGUUUUUGCACUGUUGUAAGGACACCCAUACAUGCUCUUUUGAAAAAGGCAACAUAAUUGUAGCAUCAACUAUAGUCAUCAUUUUUAUAUAGAACAAUGUGCCUCAAUGUAAUGGUUUCUCACAAGAGAAUCUGCAUUUUUAUUCCUGACAAAAAUGUUUUUAAUAAAUACUUUAU